UCUACAAAUAUCAGCCGGCACAACAAGUUGAAGAACUUCAUCAAGCUUCAAGACCCCACUAGCUGGAUAGUUUAAUCUUCUAUUAUAUCUAUCUGCUUCAAUAGUUGCAUCACAUCCAUUUUUAUUCUUUCAAUUAUUAAGCAUGAGCAAAGAAAAGUGGUCCCUGUUAGGCCGCCUAAGGGGGGCAGUGAAGAAGAUCAGAUUCUUGUUGAAUUUCAAUGUUAACAGAUGGAAACUUGCUUCAAUCAUCGGUGCUUCACCGGUCAAAAGGCGGUUGAGCUUCAAUGAUCGGCCUGGCUUGAGGGCAUGUAUUGAUCAUGAUUCAGAUUCUAUUGAUUCAGGCUCGGCUAGAGAAAGAUCCCUUCAGAGAACUAUAAGCUGUCCAUCUGAUGAAGACGAUAUUGACAAGAGAGCUGAGAUGUUUAUUGCCAACUUUUACCGGCAGCUUAAGAUAGAAAGACAGAUUUCCCUGGAGCUACGUUAUGCUAGGGCUGACGGCUUUGAUUCAGCAUCUCCAUGAUAAGGAGGUUUAAGGGUUUGAUUCUUUUGCUGCUGAAUGUAUAGAAGAAAGAUUCUUGUUUAUAUGCCCUUCAAUUUGAUGAAAAAGGGGUAUGGAAUUUUGAUUGAUCUUCAUUCUUCAGUGCAGACUGCAGAGCAGUAUUCUGUAAUGGAGGAUAAUGUACAAAGUUUUGGCUGCUUAAAUUGAUCUUGGUUGAUCAAAGUUAAGUUCUUUUUUAAUGGAGUCUUGAGUUUUAGGGAAGGAUCUCCAUUGCAAGUCAAGCAAUUCAUGGAAGUCAUAUGAAGAACACCAUCUUGGUAUCUUAUGGUUUUCUGGCACUAUAUUUUUGGUUUAAUUUUUUUCCGUGUGGAUAUUUUGUACAUUUGAUGUAAGUUUUGAUUCCUUCUUUUAUUUUUUGAAUAAUUGUUCCCUAUCAUUGCAUAAGAAGGCAAAAAAAAAUUGGGUUUGUAAUACACU
Molecule: messenger RNA, 976 nt
Organism: Coffea eugenioides
Lineage: Eukaryota; Viridiplantae; Streptophyta; Magnoliopsida; Gentianales; Rubiaceae
Exons: 1
Coding region: 143-520 (125 amino acids)
Source: RefSeq, a predicted model, not a curated record